Molecule: messenger RNA, 1086 nt
Organism: Aspergillus affinis
Lineage: Eukaryota; Fungi; Ascomycota; Eurotiomycetes; Eurotiales; Aspergillaceae
Exons: 2
Coding region: 1-1086 (361 amino acids)
Source: RefSeq, a predicted model, not a curated record
AUGGCAGACAAAUCUAAGCUCGUUCCGGCUUCACCGGUCAGCGGAAAACGUCGCUCCACUCCUCUCGCCUCACCCUCAGGUACCGUCGAAUCUUUGCGCGCAGCGCGCGUAACGUCUCUCCGUGUCGCUAUGUCAUCUCCGGGGGGAACUGUAUCAUCUGGCACGUCACGGUUAUCAGCAGGGAGCCCUGUUCCGAAGUCCGACGCAUUUUCUGAGGCUGUUAAACUCGAAAUCAAAAGACUCGCGGAUAAUCAGUGUUGGGCGUGUCUGGCGCCAAUGACACAGGUCUGUCAUGUGUUUGGGAAGCUCGACCCUCAAUUAGGACUAUGGUAUAGUCAGAAUCUCAUCGACUUUUGUCUAUCCUCAAAAGAUAACGGAAUUGCAUUGUGUCCGCUAUGUCACAACUACUUUGACCAAAGUACCGACCCGGGAUUCGUUUUUCUGCCUACUGAUUUGCAGUAUUUUAUCGAAUUCGAGCUCAAUGACCAUGAUCAAAGGAAACUAGGAGAUGGUCGUUGUCGAAAGGUUCCCUCUGCUGAGGACUAUAGGAUGCAUCAGUUAAAGAAGGAUGAGAUCAAUGUGGAGUCAGUCGGUGGGCUCUACCGCCCGAUUUUCCUUCAAAACUAUUUGGUCGGAGGUCAACUUUCCCCUGAACAAUUGGAAUCCCUUUCGACUCCAAAACCAUGGCAUGGUGCCCCGAUAGGAACCCUGCGACGCGGCAUUCUAGUACUAGGAGGAGGUCGAGUACGCUCUCUGGAUGACCAAACCCGUUUACAACUCGAGUCACUCCGGGAUCUGUACUUCCUAGACAGCGAGCCCUCACCAUCCGCUCUUAUUGACGGCAGACAGCCAGCGUCAGUGGCAGAGCAAGGGGAUAAGAGAUCAGCCGAGGAUGAACUGGAGGGGCCGAACAAGAGGUCAAAGUUUCAGGACUCAGUGGGCGUACAGAAAAACAAGGCUGGGUUUGAGAACAUUAAUUACUCACACUGUCCUAAUCAUAUUGACUUCUGCCGGAAAUGGGUAUUGGGUCCCGACUUCACAGCAGCUCAGGCAGUUCAGCGAUAUGCUUCCAUCCUCCAUGAAUGA